AUGGAUUGCACUGGAUUUUUCUUGUUUGUUUGUUUAAUCAUCAUACUUAAUCCUGGAUUUCAGAGAAUCGGUGAGACUCUGGAUGCUGAGAUAAAACGUUGGGGUGCGGGGAAGGAGGGAAACUUGCGUGCCUUGCUUUCAACGUUACAAUAUGUUCUUUGGCCAGAGUGUGGUUGGCAGCCUGUUUCAUUGACCGAUUUAAUUACCGGUGCUUCUGUCAAGAAAUUUUACAGGAAGGCUACUCUCUGUAUACAUCCUGACAAAGUUCAGCAAAAGGGCGCUAAUCUCCAGCAGAAAUACAUUGCCGAGAAAGUGUUCGACAUGCUCAAGGAAGCAUGGAACAAGUUCAACUCUGAAGAACUCUUUUGA
Messenger RNA from Eruca vesicaria subsp. sativa (arugula), 369 nucleotides. The record is from the annotation of a GenBank genome assembly. NCBI's taxonomy places the organism in Eukaryota, Viridiplantae, Streptophyta, Magnoliopsida, Brassicales, Brassicaceae.